This is a messenger RNA of Hyalella azteca, 3352 nucleotides long. Its product is annotated as sodium-dependent nutrient amino acid transporter 1. Gene Ontology annotation, biological process: sodium ion transmembrane transport. Gene Ontology annotation, molecular function: L-amino acid transmembrane transporter activity. NCBI's taxonomy places the organism in Eukaryota, Metazoa, Arthropoda, Malacostraca, Amphipoda, Hyalellidae. The record is from RefSeq and is a predicted model, not a curated record. Gene Ontology annotation, cellular component: membrane. Bases 458 to 2341 code for a protein of 627 amino acids. The transcript has 9 exons.
CCACCACACAGACUAUUGUUUCCAGCCAGGUAGUGUGGGAAGUGCAGUGGUGCAGGCUGGAACUAGAAACUAUUAGCUCCUCAGUCGCUGCUGAGUUACGUGUGUUUCCCAUGCAUUUUAGUCGUCAGAGAUAACGUGACUUUAUAUGACCACUCAUCAAGGCUGAUUGAGGAGUGCCGGACCUCUAGUGAAUCGAAUACAUCCGGUUGAAAAUAAAGCAAACGUUGAACGUGAAGUUUUAUCUCUUCUGCUGGGAAUCACACGGUGCCCUCAAUUUGAACAACUUUCUUUCAAGAAGAAGUUACUAAAAAAUUGCGCUUAUUAUUGUGUAGCGUUAGUUUGAUAUUAAAGAAAAUAUUAGUGUAAUGAUAACAAUAGAAAAUUAGAAACAAAUGUGAAGUUUUAACGCUGACACUAAGUACAAGAAACAAUACUUGAACGUUAUACAACAGCCCAAAUGUCACAUAAAAAUCAAAACGGCGUGACAAACGUCGCAUACGUCGUGGAGGCGGGCGAAGGAGCUAGUAAUGGAAAAGCUAAGAACGGCACCGCAGCGCAGCUGCCUCAACCUGACGCUCUACCAGAGGCAGCAGGCCGACAACAAUGGAGCAACCCCAUCGAGUUCCUGUUAUCCUGCGUGGCCAUGUCUGUUGGGCUGGGGAACAUUUGGCGGUUCCCGUUCGUGGCGUACGAGAACGGCGGCGGGGCGUUCCUCAUCCCGUAUUUGUGCGUACUGAUCUUCAUAGGCAAGCCCCUGUACUACAUGGAGCUUUGCUUGGGACAGUUCGCCUCCGCUGGUGCCGUCAAAGUCUGGCAACUCGCACCUGCAUUUAAAGGGGUUGGAUACGGUCAAGCGUUAGCCACAUGGUCGGUAGUUACUUACUACGUCUCCUUGAUGGCCUUAACGGUCUUCUACUUCUUCGCGUCGUUCUCUAGCGUGCUGCCGUGGUCAGAGUGUGGCGAGGGAUGGUCUACGAAAUACUGUGUGCGCUCGAGCUCCAAUCAUUCCCUUCUCACAUUCAACGUCUCCUUGGCUAAAUCUUCUUCAGAGGAAUACUUCAUAAACGAAGUGCUGCGAUCAGAUCCCAGCGGCCUGGACAACGGUAUGUCGGCCCCUGAGUGGCGCUUGAGCCUGUGCCUGCUCUUCUCUUGGCUCCUGAUAUUCCUGGUGCUGGUGAAGGGCGUCGCGAGUUCCGGUAAAGUGGCGUACUUCACGGCGCUCUUCCCUUACCUCGUGCUCUUCAUCUUGCUCGGAAGAGGUGCUACUCUUCCUGGCGCUGUGGACGGCAUCAUUUACUUCCUCAAACCGCAGUGGGAGAAGCUACUCGAAGUUAAGGUUUGGUACGCUGCUCUGUCGCAGUCUUUCUUCAGUCUUAGCGUCGGCUUCGGUUCCAUUAUCAUGUUUGCUUCAUACAACGACUUCAGGCAUAACGUCUACCGAGAUGCCACAAUCAUCUCCUACACCGACACCUUCACAUCCAUCUUGGCUGGGUUGACGAUCUUUUCAAUUCUCGGUUACCUCGCCAACGAGCUUGGAGUAGACGUGAAAGACGUGCUGAAGGGAGGAGGCAGUACUCUUGCCUUCGUCAGCUACCCUGACGUGCUCUCCCGCUUCACUUUCGCGCCUCAGUUCUUCGCUACUCUCUUCUUCCUGAUGCUCUUCACUCUGGGCAUCGGCAGCGCUACGGCCCUCACCGGCUGCGUCAUCACUAUUAUUUGUGAUGAGUUCCCGCGUUGGAAGAAAUGGUUGGUGACACUUUGUGUCUGCAUCGUCGGCUACCUCAUGGGACUUGUGUAUGUCACGCCGCAGGGGCAGUAUGUGCUCACUCUCAUUGAUUACUACGGAGGGGGCUUCUUGAUCUUCAUCUUAGCUGCUCUAGAGGUCAUUGCCGUUCACUGGGUGUACGGUAUCAAAAGAUUCUGCCUCGACAUCGAGUUUAUGUUGAACAGGAAGACAAGCUACUACUGGAAGUUCUGUUGGGCCAUUCUAAUACCCGUUGUGCUUAUCGUGGUCUUUUUCUACACCGUGGCUACAUCUGAGGCACUAACACACGGGAAGUAUGUCUUCGGCCCCGGCGCUAUCGGGUUCGGCGUGGCGCUGACACUGUUCGCUGUCUCCACGGUACCGGCACUCUUCCUGUACGCGUACGUGAAGCGCUACCGCAAGGGCAUGGGGCUCCUAGAGAGUGUCAAGGAUACGUUCAGACCGUCAGACAAGUGGGGUCCUAGAGAUCCUGUACUGAACAGGAAUUAUAAGGAUUUCUUAGCGGGAAAUAAUCCUGCUGUGCCCAUGGAUGGAAUUGAUAACCCUGCUUCUGACAUUGAGAUACAUAGAUUUUAAGAGCUUAUGAUCGUCUUUGUGUUAUAUGUUGAGAAGAUGUCGAUACAGAUUAUAAAAUUGAUGUAUUUUAAAUCAUAUUUUAAUUGAAAGGUAGUGAGUAUGGGUGAGUGUAAAAUAUAAGAAAGAAAUCUUAUGUCCAUACCAAGCAUAAUAUAGUGAGGUAAAGAUACUACUCUUGCAAAUACUAUGUUCAUUUUAAUGCAUAAACUAUUUUUUUAAUGUGUGGCCGUUUACAUCAAUAUAUGUAUCCUUCGAAAAGAAUUAAUUUACGUAAAUACUGCAAACUUCCUAGGAAAGUAACCAUAUGCACCGGAAUUGCCCACUAAAAUCAUAUUUGAUUUAAGUUUGUUAAGUUAUUAGAAUCCGAGAAUAAAUGACGGACAACUUUUCAAUCGAUAUUGAAGAAAGCUGUUGAAUUCAUAGUAAAUAACCUCUAUCAGACUGGGUAACUGUGAUAUUCAUGUAAAAAUCAUACCUAUUAGUGAAUUAGUGUCUAGGAUCGAGAAAUUCGGGAGGUAUCAGCAAGAAUGGUUAAUCGCAAUAUCAUGAAAAUCUGAUGAAAAUUGAUUUUAUUGAUUGACGGGACCGGGCAUUACGAAUAAAAGUCUGUUUUUUUUAAUUUGCAAUCAAUGAUGGUUUCCACUUUGCAGCUCUAUGACCUCUACUUUCUUGAAAUUUGUGAUAUUGAAGAAAUAUUAAAAUGUGUUUAAAACGUUCUAUAAUGUAAAAUAUUAUGGCUUUUUUAAUCGCAACUAUGCCCAAAAAAUGUAGACUGUUUUUUUCUUUUAGGUUAAAAUUCCACCCUUUCUGUCCGUAUGUUAGAGUCGUGAUGUAUAAUUGAUGCUUGCGGGAAUUUCGUACAUAAAUAAUAAAAAUACAUAAAUAAUACACAUGUAAUAAAAAAGUAAAUAAGCGCUACCGACCAAUUGUUUUAUGUUGAUUAGUGUACGUUUUUUGUUGAAACUCGAGCUUGUAGUCUCCUUACGCUCGCUAAAUAAAUUUUAACAAAAA